AUAAACUGAAUCGUUUAGCUUAGCGGGCACGACAUCAUAUACCCAUUAAGAACCAAGUAUUUUUUUUAUUUUGAAAAAUAAAAAAACAGACACAGCUAUAUUUUUCGUGUGAUAGAUUGCAUUUAGAAUUAGACUAAGUUGUCAUGACGAUACAGUAAAGAGGAAAUAAUUUAAAUAACACGAUGCAAGUUAACAAAUGCGGAUAAUUAGGUGUAAUUAACACUAAUGUUUUUAUUUCGUGUUUUACUGACGGUUACCCACACUUUUAAAAACGAUAAUUAUUACCCCCCUGGAGGAUUGUAGAUGACUGUGGCGGCGCGUUCACAAUGGGAGUGAUCGGUGGAGGCGUAUUCCAAUCCGUCAAGGGCUUCAGAAAUGCACCCGUUGGAGUCCGUCACAGACUGAGAGGCAGUGCAAACGCAGUCAGGAUCCGUGCUCCACAAAUCGGGGGUAGUUUUGCAGUGUGGGGCGGGCUAUUCUCCACUAUAGACUGUGGUCUGGUGAAGCUCAGAAGGAAAGAGGAUCCCUGGAACUCCAUCUCUAGCGGGGCUCUCACUGGGGCGAUACUGGCAGCACGCAGUGGCCCUCUUGCCAUGGUGGGCUCUGCGAUGAUGGGGGGGGUCCUCCUGGCUCUGAUCGAGGGGGUGGGCAUCCUGCUGACCAGAUACACUGCACAGCAAUUUCAUAACCCUAACCCAUUUGGGGACGACCCAAACCAGCUCCCCCCCAAGGACCAGCAGCAAGGCUACCAGUACCAGUAGAACCGGACAAUUGGACACAAGCAAGCGCACAGAUACAUUGAGGAUCUGAAUACCAGGCACUAGUCUCUCAAAUUCCCUACAUAGGCAGAACACUGAGGAAGCUAUCCUUGUGUUUCUGCAUUCUUGACCUCCCAUGAACUAUUCUGUGGCUUCGAUUAGCUCGGAAAUUUUAAAACAGAAUUUUAAUAGAAAACAACAGGUAGCAGAAUGUAGACAGUAGCCCUGCAUUGUGAAAUACUGAGCUCUGCACUGCCUCCUGUUUAGCAAGGAGUUGACUGUACCAAAGACCCAGGUAAAUACAAUGUGAAUCCUUUUUGUGUGUGUGAUAUAAAAAAUAUUCUAGCUCUG
Molecule: messenger RNA, 1109 nt
Organism: Polyodon spathula (Mississippi paddlefish)
Lineage: Eukaryota; Metazoa; Chordata; Actinopteri; Acipenseriformes; Polyodontidae
Gene: timm17b
Product: translocase of inner mitochondrial membrane 17 homolog B (yeast)
Exons: 6
Coding region: 327-761 (144 amino acids)
Biological process (GO): protein import into mitochondrial matrix
Cellular component (GO): TIM23 mitochondrial import inner membrane translocase complex; mitochondrial inner membrane
Molecular function (GO): transmembrane protein transporter activity
Source: RefSeq, a predicted model, not a curated record